Molecule: messenger RNA, 5835 nt
Organism: Lepisosteus oculatus (spotted gar)
Lineage: Eukaryota; Metazoa; Chordata; Actinopteri; Semionotiformes; Lepisosteidae
Gene: grin2cb
Product: glutamate receptor, ionotropic, N-methyl D-aspartate 2Cb
Biological process (GO): excitatory postsynaptic potential; monoatomic ion transport; long-term synaptic potentiation
Cellular component (GO): plasma membrane; NMDA selective glutamate receptor complex
Molecular function (GO): NMDA glutamate receptor activity
Source: RefSeq, a predicted model, not a curated record
CUUCACAUGACAUGAAGAGUAGAGACCAGGAUUACAACUGAAUAGAAUAAGCAAGAAAAGGGGGAGGGGUUGUGCAGGAAUCCGUGCACAACCUGGCUGAGAUAGCUCUCCCAACUUCCAGAAAGCACUUUGCUGUUCGUACUGCCUUUUGCCAUCUGCACGGAUGAGCCCGCCUGCCUGGCAGUUUAACUCCUGCAUCUGGAGAGCUGGGAGAUAUUUAAUGGAAGAACGCUGGAGCCAGCUGCAUCACACUGGACCCCUCAGAGCCAAGAGGAUGGGCAGAGAGUUUGCCAACGAGACUUUAUAGGGGCAAAAAUAAAAAGGAAAAGAGGGUCAAAAGAGAUGAGACACAGAACGGAAUGUAUUUGUUGCUUGCGUAAAAGUCAGUCCACUUUUCUCUUCUUUCUUUUUGAAUAGAGGUUUGUGGAGGGUUAUAGAUUAGACAGCUGAUUGAAGGUGAAAAGGCUGGUCUGGUCCCUGUAAGGGAGCUGCAUUCCGACACACAGAGACUCACGUACACACACACACUCUCCUGCUCUCACUCGCUCUCUAGUCUGACUGUCACACACAGCGUCUCGGCUGCCUACCUGCUCUCACCUACCCCAGGCGGAUAUCGCAACUUUAAUUCUCCCCUAGAAGCCGUCAAACAGGAAAUUUACGAAGGGCUUGCUGGUACUUUCUCCUUCCUCCCCACCAUCAAACAUUCACUCUCCCCAGCAGCAGCAGCUCUCCGGCAAACAGCAAAGGGGAUAAUGUGACCUUCUGCCAAGUGCUGGACAGCAUGCCACCCUCACAGCGGGCACCGCUGACACAGAAAUAGACUCAAACAAGUGCUGAGAACGAACCUGAGGCAGGUGAGCACCACCAGGGGAUGAGCCUUCAGGAGUCUGGGCUGGAUGUGGAUUGCCAACACAGGCAGUAGGCGGCUGAGAUGGGCAUGCCUCUAGGCUGGUUGAGCGCCUCCCUCUGGCUGCUGCUCUGGGGUGCCCGCAGCAGCCUCGGGCGCCCGUUCGGACCUCCCACAGUAAACGUGGCGGUGGUGUUCAGCGGCUCCACCUACCAGACAGAGAUUAAGGGGCGCCUGAGCCGCGAGAACUUUGCGGACCUGCCUAUCGAGGUGAACCCCAUUACCGUGCUGGUCAAUGACACCAACCCCCGCGCCCUGCUCACUCGCAUUUGUGACACGCUGGACACUAACCGCGUCCACGGCGUGGUCUUCGAGGACAACGUCGGCUCAGAGGCAGUGGCCCAGAUCCUGGACUUCAUCUCUACCCAGACCUCAAUGCCUAUUAUCGGGGUCAGUGGGGGGUCUGCUGUGGUCAUUCCACACAAGGGGGAUGGCUCCACCUUCCUGCAGCUGGGGUCUUCCAUCGAACAGCAGAUCAAUGCCAUGUUCAAGGUGAUGGAGGAGUACGACUGGGGCAACUUCGCCGUCAUCACCAGCCUGUACCCGGGCUAUGAGCACUUCGUUGAUUACAUCAGAUCCUUCACGGACACCAGCUACUUUCUGUGGGAGCUCCAGGAAGUGGUCACCUUCGAAAUGUCCGAGGGAGCCAACGACAUCCGGUCGCGGCGGCUGCUGCAGCAGGUGGACGCCCAGGUGCUGAUGGUCUACUGCUCUCACGAGGAGGCCCAGUACCUCUUCUCCAUGGCCUCAGAGGUGGGCCUCAUCAGCCCUGGCUACAUCUGGCUCGUCCCCAGUCUGGUGGUGGGCAACCUGGACAUUCCUCCUCCAGAGAACUUCCCUGUGGGGCUAAUCAGCAUCACCACUGACCGCUGGAAGAUGAGUCUGCGCCAGCGAGUGAGAGAUGGGGUGGCCAUAGUGGUGAAGGGGGUGCAGAGCUUUCGUAGACACCAUGGCUACAUUCCUGAGGGCCACACAGACUGCCACAACCCAAUUGGCCCAACCACCAACAACACACUGUUUAGGCACAUGCUGAACGUAACCUGGGAGCACAAGGAUUUCUCAUUCAACAGCAAUGGAUACCUGGUGAACCCAGCUCUGGUGAUUAUCACUUUGGACAGAGAGCACCAAUGGGAUAGGGUCGGGAACUACGAGAUGGGGAUUCUCCAGGCGAGGUACCCGGUGUGGCCGCGGUACGGCUCUUUGAUGGAACCCGUGUCUGACAACAGGCACCUAACAGUAGCCACUCUGGAGGAGCGCCCUUUUGUCAUUGUGGAGAGUGUGGACCCCCUCACAGGCACCUGCGUCCGCAACACUGUGCCGUGCCGGAAACAGUCCAACAAGACAGAUCUGUUCGUUGGGCACACAGAACCCUACACCAAACUGUGCUGCAAAGGGUUCUGCAUCGACAUCCUGAAGAAGCUGUCCCGAACCAUCAAAUUCUCCUACGACCUCUACCUGGUCACCAAUGGGAAACAUGGCAAGAAGGUCCGUGGCAUUUGGAAUGGCAUGAUUGGAGAGGUUUUCUACAAGCGGGCAGACAUGGCAAUUGGUUCCCUUACCAUUAAUGAGGAAAGAUCAGAGAUCAUUGACUUCUCUGUGCCCUUUGUUGAGACUGGAAUCAGUGUGAUGGUGGCCAGGAGCAAUGGCACAGUGUCACCCUCUGCCUUUUUAGAGCCAUAUAGUCCAGCAGUCUGGGUAAUGAUGUUUGUCAUGUGCCUCACUGUGGUCGCCAUAACAGUCUUCGUCUUUGAGUACUUCAGUCCAGUUGGUUACAACCGCAGUCUCGUCAGUGCGAAAGAGCCCGGUGGUCCCACUUUCACUAUCGGGAAGUCGGUGUGGUUGCUGUGGGGCAUUGUCUUCAACAACUCUGUCCCCAUUGAGAACCCCAAGGGCACAACCAGCAAGAUCAUGGUACUAGUGUGGGCGUUCUUCGCUGUCAUCUUCCUGGCCAGCUACACUGCCAACCUGGCUGCCUUCAUGAUCCAGGAGCAGUACAUCGACACUGUCUCUGGGCUAAGUGACAAGAAGUUCCAGAAGCCUCAGGAGCAGUAUCCCCCCUUCCGCUUUGGCACGGUCCCGAACGGCAGCACGGAGAGAAACAUACGGAGCAACUAUCCUGACAUGCACACCCACAUGAUCAAAUACAACCAGCGCGGAGUGGAGGACGCACUCAACAGCCUCAAAACAGGGAAGCUGGAUGCCUUUAUUUAUGAUGCCGCUGUCCUGAACUACAUGGCGGGGAAGGACGAGGGCUGCAAGCUGGUGACGAUUGGGAGUGGGAAAGUUUUUGCUACCACCGGCUAUGGCAUCGCUCUGCAGAAGGACUCCAGGUGGAAGCGACCAAUCGACCUGGCUCUUCUCCAGUUCCUGGGGGAUGGUGACACCCAAAGGCUGGAGACGGUGUGGCUGUCUGGAAUCUGCCAAAAUGAGAAGAAUGAGGUGAUGAGCAGUAAGCUGGACAUCGACAACAUGGCAGGAGUCUUCUACAUGCUACUGGUAGCCAUGGGUCUCAGCUUGCUGGUGUUUGCCUGGGAGCAUUUGCUGUACUGGAAACUGAGACACACCGUGCGCAAGUCAGACCGCCUUGACUUCCUGUUAGCCAUCAGCAGGGGCAUAUACAGCUGCUUCAGUGGUGUGGAGGAGUCUGACAGGUCCAUUAAUAUUCAGAGCCCAGAUGUAACCACCAACUAUGCCCAAGCCAAUAUGCUGAAAAUGCUUCAAACAGCCAAAGACAUUGUCUCCUCUGCCAAGGUGGAAAACUCUCUAGAGAAUGCCACCAAGACCAUUGAGAAUUGGACCAGACGCAGUGAACACAUCAAGGGGGGCAUCCCCACCCGGGUUCCCCAAGUAGCCACGUCUGAUACAUCUGUGGGCAUUGGCCGCCACCCUUACAUCUCAAGCAUUACAGACAACCACUCCCCUUUCUCCCAGCGGGCUCUCACCCCCACGCUCACGGUACACUAUGCAGAGAAUGCCAGCCAGCCACUGCUAGAGAAGCAGAGAGGCAUGGCACGACCCACUCCCGUCAGGUACACCCUGCCGGCUCGAGGCAGCCACCUCUAUGACAAGAUGCUGCCCAUCUCCAGCCUCAGCAGCCCCCAUAUAGCCAUGAGAGAUCCUCCCUCUGCUACCAACCCUCACCACAGCAACAGGCUGUAUGUGGAGAACCAGCUCCGGCAUCCCAGCUCUCCUUUUGUCCCUUAUAGGGAGCUACAGGUGCCAGAUAUUUACGUGGAACACAAGGACCCUGUUUGUCGAAAGCUGUGUCCAGAUGGAUUGGCGCGGAAGAAGUCCCACAGUUACCUGGUGGAGUCUCCGGAGCCCAGGCACAGGCAUGAAUUUGAAGCUCCACCGACAUGUUUUGCUGAACUCAGGGCUAACCACCUCAUGGAGAACCAUGUCCCAGCUGUUUCCUGCAUGAACAACCACUACCCCAGAGUCAAACCCACCUGUAACUCCUGCAUCAAACCAUACGUGGAGCCAGAGCCGGAGGACCUCCCCCUCUUGGGAAAGGAGAAGCUCAACCGCCGGGCUUCUUUCAUCAAGGCCACCUGGGGUAGCGAAAAGAUCAGGCCUUUGGAUGAGAAGCCCUCCACCUCCUCUUCUACCAGAAUAGACAUGCCAGACUUGUUUCCCCGUGUAGUGGCACACCCCAAAUCUAAGCUGUAUAGCACUACAGGGAACAGUUUAUGUUACCCUGUGGCAGUAGAGCGUGCUUACCAGUACCCUGGACCCAUCAACCCAUACAAAGCACAGAAGCUGAAGUACUCACAGUCCACCCGGCUGCCCUCUUACAGGGAGGCUGUCCUGCAGAACGCUGCUGCCCUGCGGAGAUCCUCCACAGUGGUCCACAGACACUACUCCACCUACCUGAAUUCAUACACUGAUUUACCAGUGUACAUGGGGCCUCUAGCACAGGGCCCUGCUCAAUUUUAUGAGCACUCCAAGGAGAUGUGCGACAUAUUCCCUUGUGUUGGCCAUUGCCCAGAAGAGAAUGCCCUGGUUCCUAGGUGCAGUGACCGGCAGAUAGUCUACCAGGACAAUAUUUACGGAGGAUAUGGAGGCAGCAGCCGGGUGCGAGAGGAAGUCCACGUGCCUGGAGUGAGCAGGAGAGACAGAAGGCAGGUACUCGUGGCUCGAAGAGUGAACAGUCCAUAUGUGCCAAAGCCCUGGACAAGGAUAUCCAGCCUGGAAUCAGAGGUCUGAACCCACAUUCCACUGCCAGACUACAUACUUUCCUAAAUGGGUUGCUAAGGGAUAACUGCCCUCCUUAAAAUUGACAGCAACCACACAUCCCUGAUGUGGCAAUGGCAGUGUGGCUGGCAAUAUGGGUUACAAUGAUGCAACAAGACAUUCACAAAAGUAAACGUUUUGUUGGACACUUGCUGUAGUGUUUGGCAGAGUGCUGCAACUGGGACAAUGACACUUAAUUCAAUUUAACAGUGUUGAAUAGUUCUAAAUAUCUUUCAAUUCAAUGCAUUGUUAUUAUUUAUAACACGCAUCUUGCUGUUUGGCACCCAGUUACAUCAGCUGGAUUUACAAGCACUGAUGAGCAGUGUGUCUUCACAUAGGGCUUCUGAACAAAGCGUGUCCUGAGGAGUUACAUUCUCUUUGCUUCUUUUAUGCUUCAGUUUUCUUUUUGUAAAAAAAAAGUCAUUUUAGAAUUUACCAACCAAAAUGGAUAUGAAAACUGAAUUUUGUAAUCAUAAUAAAGAAAUGUCUUCCAAGAAUUUUGUAAUUGCAGGGCUUGGGCAGAGGGGAAUGUGAGCUGGAAGUUGAUUUGAAGGAAGAUCAUGGCAAAUUACUUUUAUUUAAGGGGCAAAUGGAAAAUGAUUCUUAUUCAGUGUCUGAACUCCUGAGGUUCUUCCACAGUUUAAUAAAUUGUUAAGCCUUCUUCAAGGGCCUUUUCGAAUUCUUGCUGCUCAUAU